UGUAAAACGGUUAAAAUGAAGGCCUUGGCCAUAUUAUUAUUCUUUUUGGGCCUUCAUAUUGUUCAAUCUGAGGCUGUCUGCGGCUAUGAGUCAUGUCCUGAAACAAAGUCCAAUAUGAUCAACAUUCACUUGGUGCCUCACUCUCAUGACGAUUUGGGCUGGUUAAAAACUGCCGAUCAGUAUUACUAUGGUAAUAAGCAUAGCAUUCAGCAUGCCGGCGUCCAGUACAUAUUCGAUACUGUUGUGGCGGAACUAAGCAAGGAUCCGCGUCGUCGGUUCAUUCAGGUAGAGACGGCCUUCUUUGCCAAGUGGUGGGAGGAUCAGUCGGAGAUUAAGAAGCAACUGGUGAAAAAACUGGUGAACGAGGGACGUCUGGAGUUCACUGGUGGCGCUUGGAGUAUGAACGAUGAAGCCGCCGUAAACUACCAGAGUGUGAUCGAUCAGUUCGCCGUUGGAUUGAAAUUUCUAAAUGACAACUUUGGGGUUUGUGGACGUCCUCGAGUCGGUUGGCAGAUCGAUGCCUUCGGACACUCCAGGGAACAGGCCUCGAUGUUUGCUCAAAUGGGUUUCGAUGGCCAGUUCUUUGCGCGUAUGGAUCAGAAUGACAAGAACAAGCGAGUGGAUAACUUGGGCCUCGAAAUGAUUUGGGAUGCUAGUGAGACGCUGAAAGAACUGGAUUUCUUUACUGGCAUGCUCUACAAUCACUACUCGGCUCCUCCCGGCUUUUGUUUUGACUCGCUGUGUCAGGAUGAUCCCAUUAUUGAUGGAAAGAGCUACGACAACAAUGUCAAGUCCAGGGUGGACGAUUUCAUCAACUAUGCCUCGAAUUUGGCUGGGUACUAUCGCUCGAAUCACAUAAUGGUACCAAUGGGCGAUGACUUCCAGUACGAAAAUGCUUACAUGAACUACAAGAACAUGGACAAACUGAUUAAGUAUGUCAACGAGCGCCAGGCAAGUGGCUCCAAGUACAAUGUCUUCUACUCGACUGCAGGAUGUUAUCUGAAUUCCCUGCACAGGAGUCUCCAAAGUUGGCCAAAUAAGACUCAGGACUUCCUGCCCCACUCGCAUGAGGCAAAGAGCUUUUGGACCGGCUUCUUCACUUCCCGUCCAACUCAAAAGCGAUUUGAGCGCGAUGGCAACCACAUGUUACAGGUGGCCAAGCAACUGAGUGUGCUCGCUGAUCUCUCAAGCGAAAAUCAUACCAAAGACUUGGACUACCUUCGUCAGAUCAUGGGUGUAAUGCAACAUCAUGAUGCCAUCACUGGAACCGAAAAGCAGGAAGUAUCAAAUGAUUACGAUCGACUUUUGUAUGAUGCUAUCUUGGGAGGUGCCAACACCGCCCGCGAUGCCCUUCGAUUACUCACCGAUCAGCCGAAUGGGGAGUUUAAAAGCUGUUUGAGAUUAAAUAUAAGCGAGUGUUCCUUUACCAAAGAAAGUGCUGAUAAUGUGAUGGUGACUUUGUACAACCCAUUGGCCCGCACUUCCACGCAGUACGUACGAGUGCCUGUGAAGGAGGAAAAUUACCAGGUCACCGAUGAGAAGGGUCGCGUGGUGGCUUCUGCACUGGUCCCAGUUCCCUGGCAGGUCUUGUCCCUGGACUUCCGUAAUAACAACACUCAGCAUGAGCUGGUCUUCAAGGCAUCCGUAAACAAAAUUGCCAACUACUAUAUAAAGGAGGUCGACAAACAAGAUAAAAUUCUCCUCACUCAAGGCAAAAAGUCAUCCCAAGAGGAAGAGUUCAAAAUGGAGGUGCCCAAGAGAUUCCAGAAGGUGCACUCCUUAAAAUCUGGUACGGAGACCCACGAUGAAGAAGAGACUAUUGUCGAGAAUUCGCUUAUAAAACUGGUGAUUGACAACAAAACAGGCCGUUUGAAGACCGUUGAAAUGAACGGAGUUUCCGAAAACAUUGAGCAGACCUUUGGAAUGUACAAGACAGCCCGAUCUUGCCACUACAUUUUCCGCCAGGAUGCAGAUUUGGAAGUUCUGGAAGAUGCUUUCGAUUUCACCGUAUACGAAAGUGACUUGGUCAAGGAAGUCCACCAACAGGUGAACGAAUGGAUCUCCCAAGUGAUCCGAAUCUAUGAGGGAGUCAACCGUGUGGAGUUCGAAUGGCUGGUGGGUCCUGUUCCAAUUGACGACGAGCUUGGCAAGGAGAUUGUCACCAUCUUCAAGAGUGGAAUCUCCUCCGAUGGAGUCUUUUACACCGACUCAAAUGGUCGUGAAAUGAUCAGGAGAGAAAAGGACAAGCGGGAGGACUUUAGUCCCGAUCUGAGUGAACAGCCUGUGAGUGGCAACUAUUAUCCAGUCACCUCCAGGAUGGCUCUGCAGGAUAGUAGCAAACGAAUGGUGCUGCUCAAUGAUCGCUCCCAGGGAGGAGCUAGCCUGGAAAAUGGACGUUUGGAGAUGAUGCUGCAUCGUCGUCACAUUUUCGCCGAUGGAUCUGGGGCUGCAGAAGCUAUUAAUGAGCAACAGUUCGGAAAAGGUCUGAUUGCCCGCGGAAAACUGUUCCUUUCCCUAAACGCUGUCGAAGAUGGAGUUACUGCAUUAGAACGUAUGGCGGAAAAGGAGAUUCACCUGCCCUUCUGGAAGUUCUUUAGCAAAUCAAGUAACAUCCUAAAGGAAGUACCUAAGUCGUUGCCCGAUUUCAACGACUUGCCUCAGUCGGUUCACCUUCUCACCAUGGAGCCCUACUCCAAGGACGAAAUUCUUCUGCGAUUUGAGAACUUUUUGGAUCAAUACGAGGGCAAUGUGGUCAGCUUUAACAUUCGCCAAAUAUUCGAUGAUCUUGGUGGACUGGAAAUUCGGGAAACCACCUUAGAUGGCAACCUACCUCUUAGCGAUAUGAAGCGCCUGAAGUUCCAUCAUGAUGGUUCUGGUCCUAGUCCAUCAACUCCAGAGUAUUUCACGAGCCUGCAUAAGCCGUUGGCAGUUGACAAAUCCCAGGAAGCCUCAGACUUCAGUGUCACCUUAAAACCCAUGCAAAUUCGCACUUUCAUUAUCAAAAAAGAGGUAGCUUAA
Molecule: messenger RNA, 3018 nt
Organism: Drosophila rhopaloa
Lineage: Eukaryota; Metazoa; Arthropoda; Insecta; Diptera; Drosophilidae
Gene: LManIII
Product: lysosomal alpha-mannosidase
Exons: 5
Coding region: 16-3018 (1000 amino acids)
Biological process (GO): mannose metabolic process
Cellular component (GO): lysosome
Molecular function (GO): carbohydrate binding; alpha-mannosidase activity
Source: RefSeq, a predicted model, not a curated record